Prorocentrum cordatum is the source of this 863-nucleotide messenger RNA. Lineage: Eukaryota; Dinophyceae; Prorocentrales; Prorocentraceae. The record is from the annotation of a GenBank genome assembly.
CUUGCAUUCGUAGCCAUUUUGGUUCAAGCCUUAUGUGCUGAAGCUGGAUCUAGCGUCUCAGCACUUGCAUUGGAUCUGCCCACAUACCCCACGUUGCUUCGCGAUGGCCUCUUUGGGGAUCAGACAUCUGCUGUUUGCUGCCGUUUCUGUCUUUUUCGCCUUAAUGCUCGUGGGUUGCGGCGGUGGAGGUGGACACAAGCCCUCGUGCGCUCAGGGCAAUCUGACUUGCAAUGUGUGGGAGAGCUGCGAUGGCGUCUGCAACCAUUUCAACAUCACAGACAAGGCCACGGCACUGACGUGCUUUGGAUGCGUUGGCAAUGAAAGCGUGCAUGAGGCAAAAAAAGAUUGUUUCGGCAACGAGUCCAAGGUCGAGAAAUGCGUAGGGUGCAUCACCUCGACAUCGCUGACGUGUUGGGAGAACCCUCUAAGCAUCGGCGGCUGCAUUCUGGGGCCUUGCCGCGCAGAUGCUGUGAUCAAAGAUCCGCUGGCCUGCCCAGCAUGUUGGAUAAACUAUGUGGAUGGCUGCUUGGGCAAGUAUGCAGGGUGCUUCAACACAACGGUGUCAGCACCAGCACUGGCGCCGACAUGGGAAUCGCUGGAUGAGAUUGAACAUGACAUCACUGUUUAGACUCAGCAGGCGGCAGUACCAAUUUUGUAUCUCUCGCAGUUUGAACAGCAUCCAACGGUGAGGACCGUUGGGGCUGUAGGGUAGGACUGGUCAGAUUCUUUCAGUUUUAGGCCGCGUGCGAUAUUACGCGACGUCUGUUGAACACGCUUACUUGCGCAACGAGUUCUUACAGUAGAAAGGCUGUAUCUUGCACCACAUAGCUUGCACCUCGCAGUUUGCACCACAUAGCUUGCAC